UGGCGAUUGUGACGUAAUGUUCCGGCCAAAUCACAGAAGAAAGGGAUGAGUAAUGGAUCCAGAGCUCAGCAUUGUAACCAUGUUAUAAAUCCAGUAUCUUCCACUACCUGAGGAGGUAAUUUCAAGGACAGUCCUGUCCACAGAGACCGUAUCCUAUUCUCCGAGCACCUAACUGACCUAGUGAAGAUGAAGAAGGACAGGAAUCAGAUGACGGAGAGGAUCCUGGAUCUGACUCUGGAGAUCAUUUACUUGCUGACUGGAGAGGAUUGCUUUGUGGUGAAUAAGUCCGGGGAACGUGUUGCACACAGUAGAGGUCCGCAUGUGUCUGACUGUUUCUCCAGGACCCAGAGCCCCAGCACGGUGCCCCCACCUCACUCACUGAUACAUGAGAGUAACAAUGAUGACAAGAUCCUGGAACUGACCAAUCAGAUCAUCCACCUGCUGACUGGAGAGGAGUGGGAGUAUUUUGAAGGAGACAGUGAUCUGUACAAGGACAUAAUGAUGGAGAAUCACCAGCCAUUAAUCUCAUUGGAUGGAUCAGUGGAUAGAACUUAUCACGAAGGAUUCCACAGCCCUAUCUCUUCAGUAGAUUGUUUUAAUGGAGAUAAAAGCGAAAACAAAAGAUGCCUAAAAACAAACAAACCACGAAAGAAACUCAAAAAGUUAUCAAAGAGGCCGGAGGACGAAUCCGCGCCAGAGGGGGUCAAUUUUGUGGAUACCAAUAUAUUUCCUUUCCCUGAACCACCACAGACAGAAUACACAUCAGUACAUGUUAAGGAGGAAUUAUCGUCCUAUGACGAGGAACAUCUCACAUGCACGGCCAUGUUUUCACCUACAGAGCAUACACAAGCCGAAUACAAGUCUACUCAGAAGAAGGAGGACCAUGUAUCAUGUGAAGAAGGAAGUUUCCCAGAGAUUUUUACAGCUACUGAAAAGACACAGCCAGAUUACAUAUCUACUUUUAUUAAGGAGGAACCAACAUCUUGGGAAAAUGGAACCCUACCGUACAGUGACAUUUUUACACCCACAGAACAUACACAGACAGAUUAUACAUCUAUUCGUAUUAAGGAGGAACCAACAUCUUGGGAGGAUUCAAACGCGAUCUACACCAGCAUUUAUGCAACCACGGAACAUACACAAACAGAAUAUCCAUCUACUCAUAUUAAGGAGGAGUCAGCCUCAUGUAACGAAGGACAUUUUGCAAAUACUGACAUUUUUACCUCCCUAGAACAUACACAGCCAGGACAUUCUUCUACUCCUAUGACAGACAGCAGCAGCAGCAGCCAAGGGAAUAUAAGUAAAUCUACAAUAAAUGACACUUUGGUUCUGUCAAAGAGCAGUGAGUAUGACAAAAACAUUCCUUAUAAAUCAGCGUAUGAACCUUUGCCAAAAGCACAGACAACUGAUCAAGUAUUUCAUUGUUCUGUUUGUCAAGAAUGUUUUACAAGUAACACGGAUCUUGUUAAACAUCAAAAUGUCCACAAGGCAAAAAAAAUAUCCUGCAACGUAUGUGGGAAAUUUUUCACCCGCAUCUCCCAUCUAGUCGUACAUCAGCGAAUUCACACCGGUGAGAAACCAUUUUCAUGUUCUGAUUGUGGGAAAUGUUUUUGCCAGAUCUCUCACCUAGUUAUCCAUCAGAGAAUACAUACAGGAGAGAAACCGUUCUCAUGUUUUAAGUGUGGGAAAUGUUUUACGCAAAGCUCACAUCUUGUUAAGCAUCAGAGGAUUCACACGUGAUUGGAGUUUUGUAUUCUAUAUUAACUUCUUGUAUUUUGAAUGUGAAUUGGCUCUCAACUGCAGCCAACCAGCCUGCUCACAUUCUGCCAUCACCUUAUAGCAAUCAUUCUGUCACCUCCAGAAUGUGGCUGGGGCCUCAUUAGGUCUUUUAAUCAAUUAAAGACUCCUUUUAUCUUUUUAUUUUGUAAUGCUCCCUUUGGCAGUGUUGAAUGAUAUGUGCAAUAAAUCAUUUAUUUAUUUAA
Molecule: messenger RNA, 1979 nt
Organism: Pelobates fuscus (common spadefoot toad)
Lineage: Eukaryota; Metazoa; Chordata; Amphibia; Anura; Pelobatidae
Product: oocyte zinc finger protein XlCOF29-like
Exons: 5
Coding region: 187-1737 (516 amino acids)
Source: RefSeq, a predicted model, not a curated record